AUGUCAACGGAACUGACGGCGACUAGCUCACUGCUGGGCUCGGCCGCCCUGUUUGACAAUCCCGUCUUCGCUGGGGGUAUCGGGCUGGGAGCCCUCGGUGCUGCGGUGGCUUUUGCGCGCAAGGGAGCCAUCGCUGCGGUAGGAGCAGCUCGGCGACGGCUCCUGGUCAAUGUAGAAAUCAGCAAGCAGGACCCCGCGUACCCGUGGAUCCUAGCAUGGCUCUCGAAGCCUCGCAACACGCCGGGCUUCAUCGCCUCGCGGCUCACGCGCAUUCACGACAUGUCUGUGACAACGACAACAUCCGCGCGAGGACCCCCCGGAUCGAGUGGACCGACCAACGCGAGCUUCUUCCUACAACCAGGCUACGGACGGCACAUUGUCAAGCACGGCAGUGCAUACAUCGCAGUCAACAGAGAGAAACAUAGCACAGCCAACAUGAACACGGGCGAGCCGCACGAGAUACUGCAGAUGACGACGCUGUGGGCGCACCGCCAUGUGUUUGAGGACGUGUUUGGCGAAGCGCACCGGCUGGCGGCACAGGCCAACGAGGGCAAGACAACGGUCUACUCGGCGCGCGGGCUGGAGUGGGGACAGCUGGGCGACCCGAGGACCAAGAGGCCGCUGGCGUCGGUCGUGCUCGACGAAGGCGUCAAGGAGAACAUUGUCAGUGACGUCAAAGACUUCAUGUCGCGACAGCAGUGGUACGUCGACCGUGGCAUCCCUUACCGCCGUGGGUACCUGCUCUUCGGUCCUCCGGGGAGUGGCAAGAGCUCCUUCAUCCAGGCUCUGGCUGGCGAGCUCGACUUCAGCGUUGCCAUGAUCAACCUGAGCGAAAUGGGCAUGACGGACGACAAGCUGGCCUACUUGCUCACCAAGCUGCCCAAGAGGAGCUUCCUGCUGCUCGAGGACGCCGACGCGGCCUUUGUCAACAGGAGGCAGAGAGAAUCGGACGGCUAUAACGGCGCUACCGUCACCUUUUCCGGCCUCCUUAAUGCCUUGGAUGGCGUCGCCGCCAGCGAAGAGCGCAUCGCCUUCCUGACCACCAACCAUAUCGACCGCCUCGACCCGGCCCUCAUCCGUCCCGGACGCGUCGACAUGAUGGCACGCAUCGGCGAGGCCACGCGCUUCCAGGCCGGUCUCAUGUGGGACCGCUUCUACGGCGACGUGGACAAGGAUCACUCUGGCAGGGAGAGGUUUCUCACUCGUCUAACUGAGCUCGGCCUCUUUGGUGUCAGGGAGGACGGCAAGGCAUCUAAUCGCCACACGAGUACGGCUGCCAUCCAGGGUCUGUUCCUCUUCAACAAGAAUGACAUGGAGGGGGCUAUCGGCAUGGCUGAAGGACUCAUCCCGCGCAAAUUCGAGCCUGAAGAUGCGGGUUCCGAAGGGGCCAUCAAGACACCAGCGUAA
Messenger RNA from Geosmithia morbida, 1407 nucleotides. Its product is annotated as mitochondrial chaperone BCS1. Gene Ontology annotation, biological process: mitochondrial respiratory chain complex III assembly; protein insertion into mitochondrial inner membrane from matrix. Gene Ontology annotation, molecular function: ATP hydrolysis activity; ATP binding. Gene Ontology annotation, cellular component: mitochondrial inner membrane. NCBI's taxonomy places the organism in Eukaryota, Fungi, Ascomycota, Sordariomycetes, Hypocreales, Bionectriaceae. The record is from RefSeq and is a predicted model, not a curated record. The transcript has a single exon. Bases 1 to 1407 code for a protein of 468 amino acids.